AUUUAGCGACAGGCGAGCCGAGAACAGCAAUUUCGGGCCUUAUAUCUUCUUGUUCUCGAUUUUAUUUUAUAAAAUUAAACAUUUAUGUAUUGUAUUUUUAUAUCAUGCUGCCACUUUGAUAUUUAUCUAUCCAAUACGUUGAAGGAUUGUUGAAUAUGAUAUUAACUGAUUUUUUGUAAUAUUGCAGUUACAUUAUUAACAAUGGACCAUCAUAAUCAUAUGGAACACUCAAUGAGUCAUGGUCAAAAUGCCUAUGAGGAUAUAGACAUGAAAGAGAGUUUGCUUUCAAAUGCAUCAAACCAUUUGCAUGACAUUAAUCAGUUACUAAAUAGUACUUCCGAUCUAAAGGCAGCAGCACAAUUAAGUUCCCCAGAACGACAACAUCAUCAUCAUCACCAGGGUAUGGCUUCCCAUUCCAUGUCAAUGUCUAUGACAUUUCAUGGAGGCUAUUUGGAAACAAUUCUCUUUUCGUGGUGGAAGGUAACGGAUGUGGGAGAAUUUGUUGGAUCAUUCAUAGCAAUAUUUAUCAUGGCACUUUUGUAUGAAGGGCUAAAAUAUUACAGAAAACAUUUAUUAUGGAAGACAUACACUGGACUUCAAUACUGUGCUGUAAGUCCCCCUGACAAAGGUGUUGCUAAUAUGUGUGCUGCAGAAGAUCCACAAGUUAUACAGCCAGUUCCACAUGUACUUGACAGGAACAUACCUACAAUGAUGAGCUCAGCACAUGUUUGGCAGACUGGACUGCACGGUAUCCAAGUAUUUGUUAGCUACAUGUUAAUGUUAGUGUUUAUGACAUAUAAUGUUUGGUUAUGUGCCGCUGUUGUGCUAGGUUCAGCAACAGGAUACUUUCUCUUUGGCUGGCGAGAAUCAGUUGUGGUGGAUUUCACAGAACAUUGUCACUGAUGUACUAAUAAGAUACAUUGUCCAAGUAUUACUAUUGUUAAUGAUAUUUAAACAAUAUUGAAACUCAAAACAUACUUUACCACCAAAUGCACAAACAAACAAAGCAAUCCAAUGAAUGAGUAAUUAGAGACCAUUAACAAUCAGAUAUGCCAAACCAUCAUGAUGAUGAAAGGGUACUCAUAAAUGUUUGUUUUCAUUAUUUGUACAGUAUUAACUGAUAACUUGUAAGUGAACAAAUAAAAUAGCAGAUAAUAUUGAUCAAGAACAUUUAUUUACAGUAGUUAUUAUUGUUUAUUUAAUGCAUACAUAAAUUUACAAGAGAAUUAUCUAAGCUAUGCAUAUAUGUAAUGUCAGAGAAGAUAUAAUAUGUACCUACUUUGUACUCUACAAAUUAAUAUGAAAUAAAACCACACAAAGGGUAUUCCUAGCUUUAAAAAGUUUUCACUACUUUUUAUUAGAAUGUAUCAUUGUUCCACAACAUUGUAAAAACAAAAAAAAACAGAGUUGCAUGUAUUCUCUUUCAUGGAAUGUCGGAUUCACCACAGUCUUUAAGGUCACCAAUCUAUUGAGAUCAUUUAGCAAAUUGGGAGGUUAAUGCCCAAAUAUUUGUAUUCAAUAUCUUCUCCACAAGAGUUAAAUAAUUUCCAUAGAAAUAUGGUUUGUAAUUUUAAUUCACAAAAUAUCCUAAAGGUUUUGCUUUCUUUUAUUUUGCAAACUCACAUUAAAUUAGUUUGAUGGCUCAUUAACAUGUUGGUUCCUUGGUUGAUAACCUAUUAAUGAGCACAAAACAUUAAUUUUAGGCCAUAAUUUCAACUAAUUGCCACAAAAAUAUUUUGAAUUGUCUAAUUAACACAUUGUUUGUAAGUUUGGUGGUAAAAACAUAUAUUUUAAGACAGCCUUUUUGGGUAUACAUUUUAUUUAUACCAGUUACUAUUAUACAAUAAAGGGUUUUAGGUUAUUAGAAAAUAUAAAUAUAAUACUUUU
Molecule: messenger RNA, 1887 nt
Organism: Leptidea sinapis
Lineage: Eukaryota; Metazoa; Arthropoda; Insecta; Lepidoptera; Pieridae
Gene: Ctr1A
Product: high affinity copper uptake protein 1
Exons: 7
Coding region: 202-903 (233 amino acids)
Biological process (GO): copper ion transmembrane transport
Cellular component (GO): membrane
Molecular function (GO): copper ion transmembrane transporter activity
Source: RefSeq, a predicted model, not a curated record